This is a messenger RNA of Centropristis striata (black sea bass), 716 nucleotides long. It is a transcript of the gene urad, whose product is annotated as ureidoimidazoline (2-oxo-4-hydroxy-4-carboxy-5-) decarboxylase. Gene Ontology annotation, biological process: allantoin metabolic process. Bases 35 to 565 code for a protein of 176 amino acids. The record is from RefSeq and is a predicted model, not a curated record. The transcript has 2 exons. Gene Ontology annotation, molecular function: carboxy-lyase activity. Lineage: Eukaryota; Metazoa; Chordata; Actinopteri; Perciformes; Serranidae.
CUGAUCACUGAUCACUGUCUGUGUGAGUCCCCACAUGAGAAUGGACAUCGCCACAGUAAAUGCUCUCCCUUACGAGGAUUUUGUGAAUAUUUUUGGCAAUGUGGUGGAGAAAUGUCCCAUUGUAACAGCUGCUGUGUGGUCGGCACGUCCCUUUUUAAACUUUGCUGCUCUGGAAGGUGCAAUCAGGGACUUCAUUGAUGCUCUCCCAGAAUCAGGUAAAGAGGGGAUCCUCAGGUGUCACCCGGACCUCGCAGGUAGAGACCUCCAGAGCGGUACCUUGACCCAGGAGUCGCGCGAAGAGCAGGCCGGAGCCGGGAUGGACGCGCUGAGCUCCGCGGAAGCCUCGAGCAUGACCCGGCUCAACGCGGACUACAAGGCGCGCUUCGGGUUCCCGUUCGUCGUCUGCGCCCGGAUGAGCGACAAGGCGAACAUUUUACGGCAGCUGGCGGAGCGCUGCAAGAACGAGCGCGCGGUGGAGAGGGCGCGCGGCAUAGAGGAGGUGAAGAAGAUAUGUCACCUGCGUCUCCUAGGCCUCGUGCUCACUGACGCUCCUAACAAGUUAUGAACCUGAAGUUUACAUUGUGCCAGUUUAAUCACCCGGAUGUUUAAGAAAGUGCCAUUGUUCUCAGGCUGUGUGACAUCUGAUUUAUUCCAAAAUUAUUAAGUGUGUUAUUAAUGCAUCGUCCUGUACAAUUAUUUAUUCAAACAAUAAAAUU